Molecule: messenger RNA, 8712 nt
Organism: Diachasma alloeum
Lineage: Eukaryota; Metazoa; Arthropoda; Insecta; Hymenoptera; Braconidae
Gene: dom
Product: helicase domino
Exons: 16
Coding region: 404-8473 (2689 amino acids)
Cellular component (GO): Swr1 complex
Molecular function (GO): ATP-dependent chromatin remodeler activity; ATP hydrolysis activity; ATP binding
Source: RefSeq, a predicted model, not a curated record
ACGCGUUCAUUUCUCGUACGUGAGGAUAGGCAGAUCGUCUCCACGAAAAAUCAUUUCACUCAUUUUGUAACUGGCAACUAGUCCUUUAGCAUCGUCAUCACACCGUUUUGUCAGAUUUUUUUUCUCGAAAAUUUUCGUCUCGUUCUCCGAAUUUAUUUGUCGAGUUUUUUUUAUAAUCCGGGGAUUUCGUGACAAAUAUGGAAGUGAUGAGAGAGUCACCGGGUUAUACUCACGUCAAAUCGCAUGGAAUUACUGGUGAAUCGGAGAGAACUAAUGUUAGAGAGUUACGAUCGGGCGUUCGGUAAUUUUCCGAAGUAAUUCUGGAAUCGAAAUUUUUUUGAGAAUUGAGGGCUGAUUAUGGAAAAGGAGAGGACAGGUGGAUUUGGGAACAGUGUCAUGUGUGAUGAGUGAUAAACAGGGUGUACCUACAGUGCCGCCCCUGCCUGGGGGUGGAGGUAACAAUGGUAGCAGCAGUGGUGGUGGUGGACAACAGUCAGUCAGUCUUCAGCAGGUAUUGGCGACACAGGGGCUCAAUGUCAUCACGACUGGAGCUGGACAACAUCUUGUCCUCACAUCGCAGGUGCCUGGUUUCCCCCAGGUCCUGCCAGCAUCGACAACAUCCUCGAGCCUGCAGCAGAUGGGUGUCACGAGAAUCGUAAACAUAAGUGGUGGCUCGCCACGUGUCAGUGUCGUGGGGGUGGCAAGCAGCAGUGGCACUCCCCUGUCAUCCCCGAGUCGUCAGAACUCCACGAAAGUCGUUCUGGCUACGUCCCCCAAGCUCGUGAGAACAACUCUAGGCAACAUGUUCCUGACCCCCACGUCAUCGUCCCCACCAGUGAAAAAAUUGAAAUUAACUGAUUCAACUGAGAAAACAACUGUUUUGGAUGACUCAGCUGGAUACAGAAGGCGUAUAAUGGAGCACAAAAUGCGGAGAAUGCGUGCAAUACGUGAGAAAUACGCGGAAAAUGCCAGUGAAUUGUUUUUUCUCAAUGCUGGGGGAAAUAUGAUGGAUUUUCAAACGUGGAAGAAACGAUCCAAUACACCGUCGUAUCUGCAUUUUUUGAGACAGCACAGGUUAGAUCCUGAGGAUGAUGAUGAGGAUUUGACGCAGCCACUGCCUCCAGAGGGACCCAUUGUUCUAGGGGGGAGUGGACAGGGGGCUGAGGUCAAGAUCACUGCGAGUGGAGCCACUCCUGUCGCUGUUUCAACUACUCUGCCUGCUGCUGUUGCUCAACUUAGUCAAGGUGGAACUCCAAUCGUUCCAACUCCCCUGAAGUCCUCGCCACCGGUAGCCUCAUCACCAGUGACAGAUAAAACCUCGCAAAUUCUCCAGAAGUCACCCUUAAAUCCAGCAACAGCAUCAUCGUCCCAGCCAGUUGUUAAGCUAGUUAAAUUGCCAUCAACAGCUCCAUCCCCAUGUGAUAAUCAGAGUAAUCAGGAGCAAAUUGUUGAGAAAGCUAAGCAAGAGGCCUACGUUAUGCAGAGGAUAACUGAACUGCAGAGGGAGGGAUUGUGGAGUGAGAGGCGAUUGCCAAAGGUGCAGGAGCCAGCGAGAACCAAGGCACACUGGGAUUAUCUGCUUGAGGAGAUGGUGUGGCUCGCUGCUGAUUUUGCACAGGAGAGAAAGUGGAAGAAAGCUGCUGCCAAAAAGUGUGCGAGAAUGGUGCAGAAGCACUUUCAGGAGAAGGCCAUUCAGGCGCAAAAGGCGGAGAAACUUCAGGAGUUGAGGCUUAAGAAAAUUGCUGGAUUUGUCGCGAAGGAGAUUAAAACUUUUUGGGCUAAUGUGGAAAAGCUGGUGGAGUUCAAGGCCCAGACAAGACUGGAAGAGAAACGUAAAAAAGCACUUGAUCAACACCUGAACUUCAUUGUUGGCCAAACCGAAAAGUAUUCAACCUGGUUGACGGAGGGUUUAAACAAGACUGAUGGUGCACAGAGUGUUCCUGCAUCGAUGAAUAGCUCGAGAAUAUCGUCCCCAGUGCCAGGUGAUAAACAUUCAGAUGAUGAAUUCGAGCCAAAUCAGAGUUCUGAGGACGACGAGGAGACAAUAGCUAAAGCUGAGGAGGAGAUGAAGUCUAAUCACAAGGAAGAGGUGGAGCUCCUGAAGAAGGAGUCAGAGUUGCCACUCGAGGAUCUUCUGAAGGAGUUGCCACCUAAUUACUUGGAGGAGAGGGAUAAGAGUCUGUCGCCAGAUCUGGGAAGUCAGGGGGAGGAGAGCAAUGCUGAUGGAGAGUUUCAAGUUGAUAGUAAUGAGUCUAGUGAUGAUGAGGACACGAUUAUGGAGCAGGAGAAGAGGGAGGGAGAGGUGGAUCAUCGGCAGGAGCUGGAUGAUUUGAAGGCUGAGAAUGAAAUGUCUGUGGAGGAACUCGUGGCUAAAUAUGGCACUGCUGAAGCGACACCCAUGGAGGAGGAUAGUGAUGACGAAGAGUCAGGAAAGGAGUCAGAGAAGGAUGAUGAUGAGGAUGCAGAGGAAAAGUCUGACAGUGAGAGUGAAAGUGGAGAUGAAACCAAGGACAAUGACUCCCAGGCCCAGAGUGACGAUGAGACUGGGAUUGGAUUGAAAUCAUUGCUCGAGGAUUUCUCCGGUGAUAAGUCGACGAAAAACAAUGCUGAUGCCUCACAAUCAGAGACUCACAAUGAGAUGGAUGAUGUCGCUGCACUUGCUGAGAGCAUACAGCCCAAGGGAAACACUCUUCUCACCACUAGUGUCGUUACAAAGAUUCCAUUCCUCCUAAAACACUCCCUCCGUGAAUACCAGCACAUUGGCCUCGAUUGGUUGGUGACAAUGCAUGAGCGUAAAUUAAACGGAAUACUCGCUGACGAGAUGGGUCUGGGUAAAACUAUCCAAACGAUAGCCCUGCUAGCUCACCUAGCCUGUGAGAAAGGCAACUGGGGGCCCCACCUGAUCAUCGUUCCCACAUCAGUCAUGUUGAACUGGGAGAUGGAGUGCAAGAAGUGGUGUCCAGGCUUCAAAAUUCUCACGUAUUAUGGAACGCAAAAGGAGAGGAAAGCGAAGAGGACAGGCUGGACGAAACCAAAUGCUUUUCACAUCUGUAUCACAUCUUACAAACUCGUUAUUCAGGACCAUCAGAGCUUCAGGAGGAAAAAGUGGAAGUAUUUGAUACUCGAUGAGGCACAGAACAUCAAGAAUUUCAAGUCUCAGAGGUGGCAGUUGCUCCUAAAUUUUCAAACUCAGAGGCGGUUGUUGCUCACUGGUACUCCCCUUCAGAACAAUCUCAUGGAGCUCUGGUCACUGAUGCACUUCCUAAUGCCAAAUGUAUUCCAAUCUCACCGAGAAUUCAAAGAGUGGUUCAGCAAUCCAGUGACUGGAAUGAUCGAGGGCAACAGCGAGUACAACGAAAAAAUCAUCCGUCGUCUCCACAAGGUACUUCGUCCCUUCCUCCUUCGCCGAUUAAAAUCCGAAGUGGAGAAGCAGCUCCCAAAGAAGUACGAGCACGUGGUAAUGUGUAGACUAUCAAAACGCCAGAGGUUUCUCUACGACGACUUCAUGUCACGAGCAAAAACGAAAGAGACACUAGCCAGUGGAAAUCUCCUCAGUGUCAUAAAUGUUCUUAUGCAACUGCGAAAGGUCUGCAAUCACCCAAAUUUAUUUGAAGUUCGACCCACAGUUUCUCCAUUCCAAAUGGAGGGCAUUGAGUUUGUGACGUCAUCGUUAGCCUGGCAAGCCCUGGACUACGAUCCCUUCAAGCACAUUGACCUCAGCUGCUUAAAUCUACGUCUAGUCGAUCUGGAGGUGACGUUGACUGCUUUUGUAGCACACAGAGUGAGAAAACUUCAUACUCCACGUAAAUUAAUCGAGGAAAUUGACAGCCAACCACCACCACCACCCCGUUGUCCCUCUGGAAAAAUAAAAAUCAAUGUUAGACUUUCUAAUCAGGCAAAAGCACCUCCCAUUACUCCACAAAAUUCACAGACUAAGUUGAGAAAUUUUGCGGGAAUUCUGCCUAAUCCUAAAGUUGGAACUUCACCGUUGGUCAAGGGGGGAAAUAAUCAGGCUAGUCCUGGGCAGGGAGUCACCCUCAAGGUCGCCAGUGGACAACAACUGCAAGGCUAUUCUGUGCAACUGGUGCAGCAUGCUGGGACUGUUAAAGCAAUACCAGUCGGUCUGCCGCACCCCCCAGCGUCAUCAGCCACGACGACUCCCCAACGAAUAACCAUGAGCAAUACAAACCUCCGAGACGGUCUCCCCCGUCUAGCCACUCAAACCGUAACCGUGAAGCAAGGUGACUCCCUCCAGAGGAUAGCAGUCCCCAGUUUCGCCCAGCUCGUGCAAACCUCCACCGGUCGUCACCUCAUAAUCACCUCCAACACCCAGAACACAACGACCAUGUCCUUUCCAAUGGUUACCUCCAGUGGUCAACGCCUGACAGUUCUCUCCCCAAAGCUGACAAAUCUCUCCCAAGUUGUGACAUCAGUGGGUGGUCGCCCAGUGAUGAGGGUUCCCCCUCUGAACGUCACACCCCCUCAGCCCCCAAUUCGCUGUGAAAUCGUCACCAGGACCUCCAAGGAGUCCUCAAAGAGGCCCUCCAAGGAGCCCCCAAAGUCAGAAUUUCACCUCCAAGACCUUGACACCGAUCGCUCGCACAGACGAGCCUCAAAACUCCACACGAUAUCCACAAUAAACGAGAGACGCUGUGCAGCAUGUCCACUCUAUGGUGAGGAUCUCUUCACAGCCCUGAGAAUUGAAAAACCCUCCUCGAGGUGUCGUUGGCACAACGGAUGGCUCCAGUGCACCUCGAAGAAGCUCCCCAAACGACGAAAGGACUACUUCACCUCGACAGAGGCUCUAGCUGAGGCCAUUAAGUCAACAGAGCAGAUUGUCGAAGAGCUUAAAGUCGUCUUCGAGAGGUUCGUGGUGUACGUACCAGCUGUCAAUGCCCCACUCCCCAAGUUCCACGUGUCCCAUCCACCUCCUCACAAACUCUGGGCCCAGAAGAGGCUGGAGAACGUCUUGGACAGAGGAUUGAGUAAUAAAGUAAAGAUACUUCAUCCCAUUGCCAGAGCCAUGAGCACCCAGUUCCCAGACCCCAGGUUGAUUCAGUACGACUGUGGAAAGCUUCAGAGUCUCGACAGGUUGUUGAGACAGCUGAAGAGUGGGGGCCAUCGAGUGCUCAUAUUCACACAGAUGACGAGGAUGCUGGAUGUACUGGAGGCAUUUCUCAAUUAUCAUGGGCAUAUUUAUUUGAGGCUAGAUGGAGCCACCAGGGUAGAUCAGAGACAGAUACUCAUGGAGAGGUUUAACAACGACAAGAGGAUAUUCUGUUUCAUUCUGUCUACGAGGUCUGGGGGCGUUGGUGUCAAUCUCACUGGUGCUGAUACUGUUAUUUUUUACGAUAGCGAUUGGAAUCCAACGAUGGAUGCACAAGCUCAGGACAGGUGUCACAGAAUUGGACAGACAAGGGAUGUUCAUAUUUACAGGCUCGUUAGUGAGAAGACUGUGGAGGAGAAUAUUCUGAAAAAGGCCAAUCAGAAGAGAUUGCUGGGUGAUCUGGCUAUUGAGGGGGGCAAUUUCACUACUGCUUACUUCAAGAGUUCCACCAUCCAGGAUCUGUUUGAGGUGGAUAACGAGGGUGAUGCCAGUGUCAGGAUGGCAGAGGUGUUGGAGCAGCAUAGGGAGAGGGAGAGGGGGGUUAGAGAGGGAGUCGUCGAGGAGAAGAGUGCCAUGGGGGCGUUGGAGAGUGCUCUUGCUGCUGUUGAGGAGGAUCUCGAUGUUCAGGCUGCUAGGACUGCCAAGGCUGAGGCUGUCGCUGAUCUUGCUGAGUUUGAUGAGAAUAUUCCCCUGGAGGACGGCGAGAAGGAGGAGCCACAGAUCAGUAAAGCUGAGUUGGAGGUGCAGAAUCUGGUUUCACAGCUGACCCCAGUGGAGCGCUACGCAAUGCGUUUCGUGGAGCUCUCAGAGGGCGCCUUCUCGGCAGCUCAGCUCGCCGCAGCGGAGCGCGAACUUGAGCAACAAAAACGCGAAUGGGAGCUGGACCGCCUGCGUGCCCUCCGCGAGGAGGAGGAGCGUCGAAUGCGCCUGGCAGACGACGACGAGAAGCCCCUCACCUUCAGCCGUGAGGACUCGCAAAAUCAGGUGUGGCUGUCGGAUAACACUAUGGAGCAAAUGCCUAUGUGGUGUCCACCGACGCCUCCGACCUCCGACAACGAUGUGUACAUAGACUACUCCCUGGGCUUCCUCUACGAGAACACCCCGAUCCCCGAGUCCCAGUUGCCCCCAGUCUACACCAAGAAGGACCCGAAGAGGCCACGAGUGGAGCUCCCAGCGGAUCGCGAUGGUCGAGACGGUCGCAGACCGACGAAAAUCCGUCACAAAGAGGACUCUGUCUACGCCCCCAGAUCCCUCUUCGAUCGUCCCUCCCCAGCCCUCAUAAAAAUGCGAAGGGACAUGAAGCUCCACAAGUACAGAACCAUCUCUCGUCCCUCGAUUCAACUUCCAGGAUCCAGACCCUCUCUCUCACGCCCCACGACUGAAACGGAUCACGUGCUGGAGUGGAUGGUCCACGAGGACUGGGCACUCCUCCAGGCGAUCCAGGUUUACCAAGGACUCCCCCUGAAUCUCGUCAUUCUGUCACCUGGACACACCCCAAAUUGGGAUCUCGUCGCUGACAUCGUGAACAACACUUCUAGGAUCUAUCGAUCCCCCAAGCAAUGUCGCACUAGGUAUGAGACGGUUAUCGUACCUCGAGAGGAGGGAAAACUACUGUAUGAUAACACCCCCAAGAAGCAGAAGAAGCAGAAGGGGGGAAUGUACAAAAUUCCUCCAAUCACUGAACAACAAGUCAAAGCGAACAGGCCUGUGCGUACAUGUCAACUUUACAAUCAAGAUAAGAACAACUCCUUCACGAUGAUGUGCUGUCAACGUUUCGAUACCAUCAAGACAAUUGGCAAUAAACGUACAACCGUGACAAAACCAGCUGUUGUCAAUCCCAUGAUGAGGAAUCCCAAGCAUGCAGCUGUAUUGGCUGAGAAUGGAGUGCAGUAUGACAGUCCACUAGCACCUAUUGACGUUGCCACUAGACGAGCUGAAAGAAUAGCUAAGGAGAAGCAGAAGAACAAUGUCAAUACCGUCAUAACCCCUGAACAACAGCAAGCAGCAGCAGCACGUUUAGCUCAAGCCCAACAACAGCAACAGCAGCAGCAACACCAAUCUCCCCAACAACCUCCCCCCACCCAGUCCCCAGUGCCUCCUCCGACCACAGCGCAAACCCCUCAACCUCAACCUCAACCCCUCACCCCCACCACGCAACUACCUCAGCUCCCCUCCACGCCCCCCACAACGUCAAUCCCACCCCAGAAGUCCCUCCCUGCUAAUUCCACCACAAACAACGCAAUCGUCGCAACCACAGUGAAGACACGUCCAGGCGUCCUGACCCUGUCUGACCAGCGACAGACCCCAACAGUCGUCAGUGUCGGUAAUCUCCAGCCAGGUCAGCGUUCAGCCACUGCGAACAUCGUCUCCAGCGCGCAGAAUCCCACAGUCACCCAGAAGGGGAUCAUCAAUGUUCCGAUGACGGGCGCCUCCACGAAGACCCUGACUCCAGCUCAGGUCCAUGUGUAUCGACAGCAGAUGCUGCUCCGUCAGCAGCAGCAACUCAAAGCUUUACAGGCCCAAGCCUCCGGCCAAAAGGUCUCAGUAGCUGUAACUGGAGUCCAGCAGAGAGCCACCCUGAUGAAGCAAGGUGGUGUAAACGUCGGCAAACCCGUCACCAGGACCGUCACCGAAGCGGAGAUGGCGACCCUACUAAAGCAACAAGCAGUGAUGCAACGUCAACAACAACAGAAGACAGUCACCCAGGUGCAGGUGCCCGGUCAGAUGACGACGCUGACCCCAGCCCAGUUGUUCGCCCAAGCAGGCCUCCAGCAGGCGGGGCCCUCCACAGGAUCCCCCGUUGCAACUCUAGUUAAAACCGCCAAUGUCACUGGAGUGAGGACAGCAACACCUCAGCAAAUUCGUCAGCUGCAGCUGCACCCGCAGAUCCUCACCCAGAGGAAGCUGCCAGGCCAGAAGGUGGCGCAAUUGGCUCAAGUCGCUGGUAAGGCUGGGGUCCAGACCCAGUUGAUCGUCCAGCAGAAGUCACUGCCUGCUACUAUGACUGUCCAGCAGAUCCAGCAGGUGAUCAAUAGAGGGGUGCCCCCCCAGGGGCUGCAAGGAUUCACCCAUGUGUCCACUGGGCAAGGGGUGAGUCAACCUGGACAGAUGGUCUUGGCGAAGUCCCCCAUCCAGACGAGGGUGAUACCUGUCAGUGUUGCUGGGGGCAUCAAACAGGCCAUACAAGUGGUGGCUGCCAGCAAUCCCCAGCUGAGGCAGGCGACACCAUCCUCGGGGAAGCCCAUUGUCACCACGGCUAGGGUCAGCCCUGGACCGAGUCAACAGGUCAGACUGCAGAGUGUCCAUCAGGGGAUCCAUCAGCAGGGCCAGGGACAGGGGCAGAACCAGGAUAACCUCCAGAAAUAAUUCUUCUCGUUUUCUUUUUUCUUUUAUCGGAAGCUGUUUUUUGGGGCGAGGGAGGGGGGCUUGUUGAGUUUCAAACAUUCCAUGGGGUUUUGAGGGAGAGUGGGAGAUUCCUUUGUUUAUUUUUUCUUUUGAAGAUGUCUGUUGAUGUUCAUAGAUGGUUUGGUUAUGUAACGGUGAUCCUUUAAUGUAUUAUAUUCGUGUAUCAUAGAUUAAAUAAAUAGAUAAUUGAUGAUAAUUAA